This is a messenger RNA of Capsella rubella, 602 nucleotides long. Its product is annotated as nucleolin 2. The transcript is spliced from 4 exons. Gene Ontology annotation, molecular function: RNA binding. Bases 1 to 555 code for a protein of 184 amino acids. The record is from RefSeq and is a predicted model, not a curated record. Lineage: Eukaryota; Viridiplantae; Streptophyta; Magnoliopsida; Brassicales; Brassicaceae.
AUGGAUAAAGAUAAGUGGCUCAAGGAAUGCUCUGCAUCCACCACUACCAAUGAGAAAGAAACGACAAAUAAAAAGGUGGAACCAAAGUGCUGUUUUGAAACUACUGGUGCCAAGGGAAACAAUGACGAGACCAUUUUGGUUAGGGGAUUUGAUUGUUCCUUCCCCAGGGAUGAUAUCAAGAGCUCACUGGAAAAACACUUCGGUUCAUGUGGAAAGAUCACAAGGGUUUUUGUUCCCGUAGAGUGCCACACCAAUUCUCCCUUAGGAUUUGCUUUCAUUAAUCUGUUAGGUGGUCAAGAGGGUCAAGAGAAGGCGCUGCUACUCGAUGGUAGUUACUUGGGAGGGUUGAAGCUUGAAGUUGUGCUGGCUAGUCAUAGAGAAGAAGAAUACUAUUGCUAUCCUAACUUUAAGGGUUGUAAACGUUGUUGUAUGGCUAGGUACCAGCUCCCAAUGAAAGAUUUCUUGAAAGAUUUUUGUGCAACUAGUGGUGGUCGUCUAUAUCGUAUACCAGCCAGUGAUAGUGAUGAAGAAGCAAUGGUGACCAACCACAGCUAGUAUUGCUACUCCUAUCGACUACCUACAUCAAAUAUUUUAUGUUCAUG